AUGUCCCUGGGUUUCCGGCUCUACAACGCUUAUCCCAGCGAUGUUAGCACCCUAAAGAGCACCCUGGGCUGGCUCUCAGAAGGUGAGCCCCCCAGACCAAAUUACACCUCCCAGAAACACACAAAGGGCAUGGCCGUCACUGUAGCACUCACCUCUGAGCUCUCAGUGCAGACUGGGGCACUGCUGGAGCUCUACAGGACACCACAGCUCCACCAAUUCCUAAAACACACUCAACUGGAAAACAGCGCUGGAGAACAUGUCUCGCUGGAUGAAAACAGAUAUGAGGUGUCACGAUAUGAGAUUUUAAAUUAUUUGAACUUCCCUGAAGGUUUUGAACUUCACGUGAAAGUAGGAGAGCUCGUUUCCCAGGGCCUACAUGGUCACAGUUUGAUGAUUCGGGUAAAGCUGAUAGAAUGGCCUACUGGAUUCAAAGAGACUCCCUGCUCUGUGUGUAGCAAGAAUUGUGGCUUGGGACCCCAGAAAAUUCCUCAGGAGGGGAAGCCUUCCUGCUGCUUUGAUUGCAUUUUGUGUCCAGAAAGAGGAAUAUCUAAUCAAACAGAUAGUGAUCAAUGUAUGGAGUGCCCCCAAAGUCAGUACCCCAACAUGGAGAGGAAUCGCUGUCUACCCAAAAGUGUGACCUUCCUGGAUUAUCAAGACCCACUGGGAAUGGCUCUGGCCUGCACAGCUCUGGGCUUCUCUGUCAUCACUGCCAUGGUUUUGUGGGUCUUUGUGAAGUCCCGAGACUCCCCCAUAGUCAAGGCCAACAACCGGGCCCUCAGCUAUGUCCUGCUCCUCUCCCUCCUCCUCUGCUUCCUCUCCUCCUUACUCUUCAUCAGCCAUCCAAACACAGUCACCUGCGUCCUCAGCAAUAUCUCCUUCGCAGUCGUAUUCACUGUAGCUGUUUCCACUGUUUUGGCCAAAACCAUCACUGUGAUUCUGGCCUUCAUGAUCUUGAGACCUGGAGGAAUUCUGAGGCAGCUGCUGGUGUCUGGGGUUGUAAACUCCGUGGUUCCCAUUUUCCUUACCCAGUUCAUUAUUUGUGGCAUCUGGCUGGGGAUCUCACCCCCUUUCAUUGACAUAGACUCAUCCUCUGAACCCAGGAGCGUCAUCGUUGAGUGCAACAAGGGCUCAGUCACUGCUUUCUACUGCGUCCUGGGAUACCUGGGAUCCUUGGCCUUGGGAGCCUUUUCCUUGGCUUACCUGGUCAGAAACUUGCCUGAUACCUUCAAUGAGGCCAAGUUCCUGACGUUCAGCAUGCUGGUGUUCUGCAGUGUCUGGGUGACCUUCUUCCCUGUCUACCACAGCAGUCGGGGCAAGGUCAUGGUGGCUGUGGAGAUCUUCUCCAUCUUGGCCUCCAGCAUGGGGCUUCGCUGCAUCUUUGCCCCAAAGUGCUAUGUUGUCUUCCUAAGGCCAGAUGGAAACACCUCAAAAGGUUUAAAGAAUAAA
This is a messenger RNA of Echinops telfairi (small Madagascar hedgehog), 1446 nucleotides long. RefSeq names its product vomeronasal type-2 receptor 116-like. Lineage: Eukaryota; Metazoa; Chordata; Mammalia; Afrosoricida; Tenrecidae. Gene Ontology annotation, cellular component: membrane. The record is from RefSeq and is a predicted model, not a curated record. Gene Ontology annotation, biological process: G protein-coupled receptor signaling pathway. Gene Ontology annotation, molecular function: G protein-coupled receptor activity.